This is a messenger RNA of Stylonychia lemnae, 2748 nucleotides long. Lineage: Eukaryota; Ciliophora; Spirotrichea; Sporadotrichida; Oxytrichidae. The record is from the annotation of a GenBank genome assembly.
AUGAAUAUAAAAGAGGAAGAGGAAGGCCUAAGAGAAAUGUAAUUAUUUUUCUAUAUAACCAUACAGGGAUAAAAUGAGACAGGAAGUGGAUAAAUGAUUGGUAGAAUCGAUCCAACAGGAGAUGUUUUUAUGAGAACAGAGGAAAAAGCAGGAGGACCGUCAGAUCCUAUUUAUGGAUUUGAAGAGAGUGUAAAUACCUUAUUUGGAAUGAAAAAUAAAUAUGUGGACUAUACUCAGCUACACCCAUUGGAAUUGAAGAUGGCAAUAUUAAGAGGACAUUUAGAGAAGUUUCAAAAGAAAUUUAGAAUACCCCUGAUAUUCAAAAGAUGCAUUUGUGCUCCAGAUUACUACUAAGUCUUGAUGAAAUUCGUUUUGAUGUUCCGAGACUGUCUUAAUAUUUAUGGGUGGUAAAAAAAAGCAGAGAAUGAAGAAAAGGAUCACAUUGGCUUUCCUGACUUUGAAAAGAAAGUGGCUGAAAGAAUGCUAACUUACGAUGCUCAAAGAUCAUAAAAUGAGUUCACUGCAAUAAAUAAUGCCGAGUUCGCUCCUGAAAUAGCUAAUGAAUUUGUUACAAUUUAUUUGGAUGAUGAAUCUAAUAAUUAGGGUAGACUUGAUAGAACUGAAAUCAUUGAUUUAACUCAGCAUCUCUGUCACUGGCUAUUUACCCAGAAAUUAACUUGCUCCAAACUUUCAAUGCAAAAAAUGCAGGAAAUGAAAAGAUAACAAUAAAUGCAGUACCUAAACAAAAAGAAAAAGCUUUAUGGUGAUGGACAAAGAUAAGGUGGUCCAGAGGACGACAGAUUUAGCUUAGAUAAAAUGAAUCUAGAUGGAAAAGAUAGUGGAGCUGAGACUUAUAAUAUGUUUUUCAAGCCAGAUUAAAAACUAGAUUUGGAAUUGCAAGCAUAAAAAAAUAUAAUGUCAAAAGACAACACUUAUGGUAAUAAAUUCUGGACUCCUGAAUAUCAGCAGCAGAUGGAAUAAAUAAUGCAAUAGCAAUAAAUGCAGCAAGAUAAUGAAUUAGAUGGUAUUGAAGAGGUCUAAGACAAUAUAAGAUAUUACAAUCCUAAUGCAAUGGGAUUCACCCAAGCAUAAUAGUAGGACACGUUAUCUCAAUAGCAUACUGUUAGAUCAUAGAUGACAGUCCAAAAUUAAGCAGUCAAUAAUACCUAUGAUUAGGGGAUAAAAUAUAACAAAAAUAAUGUGAUGUAAGAAGAUUUGGAGACUAAGAAAUUUUUACCCUCUGAAAGAUCAAUAGAUACUUAGAAUGCUAUGAAAUAAGUCGAGGCAAUAGAUGGAAGAAGCAGAUCUAAAAAGAAAAGAGGUGAAACUGAAGUUCUAGAUGGCGGAGAAGAUGACUUGAUAUCUGAAUAGUCUGUCUAGGGCACUUAAAAUAUGCCAUUGUUGUAAUUUGAAGCAAAUUUAGUUGAAGAUUAGUCUUCAAAUGCAGCUAAAAAGAAAAAGAAGAAAAAGAAGAAGGUUAACAAAAAAGAUGAAGAAAAUGAAAAUGAGAACACUCAGCUUAUUGAUAACAAUGAGGAUGAGCAGUAAGAAGCUUUACUAAGAAAACAAAUGGAGGAAUAAGAAGCUAGAAAAUAGCAGGAAGCCAAAAAAAUGUAAUUAGAAAAAGAAAGAAAGGAAUUGGAGGAGCAAUAAAGGCAGCUAGAGGAAAUGAAAAGAUAAUAGAAAUAAAUGUAAGAAGAGUAAGAGAAAUUAGAAAAUCUGAGGAGAUAAUAAUAGUAAUAGGAGGAAGAUUAAAGGGAAAGAGAGAAAAAAGAGAAGUUAAGGAAGUAGGUAGAGGAGAUGAAGAGGUAGUAAUAGCAAAAAGAAGAGGAAGCAAAGUAAUUUAAAGAACAAUAAGAAAAAGAAAAGUAAGAGAUGCUAUUAAAAAAGCAAUAAGAGGAGUAAAAAUCCUAAUAGUUAAAAAAUUAACAAUAGUAACAACAGUAAUAUCAAUAAACGAAUCUUUCAAAUGCCCCACCCUACUAUUAGCCAGGUAUUAUUCCUCAAUAAGAGAUAAAAGCUGAUUAGAGAGAAGGCUACAAUACAUUUAUUGCUAAAAUCACUAAUCCAUACACCUAGUUAGAAGAACUUAGAAAUUUAUUUAUGAAUCCAGUACCUCCUAAUAUUGGCCAAAUAUAAUGCACUAUUGUUAGACAUAAGUCUGGGUUUAAUAGACUAUGGCCUAAAUAUACUUUACAUUUAUCUGAUGGUGAUAAAUUUCUGCUAAAUGGAAAAAAGAGGUCGGGAAGUACUACAUCUUAUUAUAUGAUAUCUUUGGAUGAGCAAAAGCUCAAAAAGGGAACCAAGGCGUAUCUAGGAAAGCUUAGAUCAAACUUCUUAGGCACAGAGUUUUAUAUUUAUGAUAGCGGAGAAAACCCAAAGAAUGCUAAAAAUUUCGAUGAAGUCAGAGCCUAGUAUGGUGUAGUCGAGUAUGAGAAAAAUGUUCUUGGUUCCAAAGGACCCAGAAGAAUGAAGGUAUUAUUGCCUAAAGUCCAAAGAGAUGCAUCAGCUUUCGAGUGGAAAAGCUAAGAUGUUCAAGCAUUCGUGUUAAAUUUUAAUGGAAGAGUCGACAAAGCAUCCGUGAAAAAUUUCCAACUAAUUGAUGACUUCGAUGAUAACAAGAUCUACAUGCAAUUUGGAAGAAUAGGCAAACAUAAGUUCAACAUGGAUGUGGCUUUUCCAUUUUCAAUCUUUUAGGCCUUCGGUAUAGCUCUUAGUUCUUUUGAUUUCAAAUUUGCUUGCGAGUGA